Messenger RNA from Scylla paramamosain (green mud crab), 5181 nucleotides. RefSeq names its product pro-resilin-like. The transcript has 5 exons. The record is from RefSeq and is a predicted model, not a curated record. Lineage: Eukaryota; Metazoa; Arthropoda; Malacostraca; Decapoda; Portunidae. The coding region runs from base 569 to 1633 and encodes 354 amino acids.
GAGAGAGAACAAGUGAGUCAGGCGGCACUCACUCUCACCGCGCCAGCCUGGUGGGCAUUUCGGUGUUCUUUUCACUGUUCAUCACUACCAGGAGGAUAUUGACAAACCCCGAGCAUUCCUACUGCUAUCCUGAACCUCUAAAAAUAGAAAGGGACAUUGUUAUAACCUACAUAUCGCCGAGCCAAGACAACGAAGCAGAAAGAAACGUUCGUCUCUUAAAGACAGAUUCCUCCUCGACUGAGUUUCCAUAAGAAAAAAAAAGUUCUCCCAGCGCCACCACUCCACCAAUCAGUGGUCGCGAGGGGGGGAGGAGCUACGGCUCUUUCUCUUUCCUCAUUGGUUCCUCAGAGUGCCACGCUCCUAUUGGUUCUUUCGAAGAUCCGGGAUCCUAGCCCACUUCCACAUCUUGUCAGAGAUCCCUGAAUUAAAUGGCUAGACCAAGUUAAUUUGCAUAUUUGAAAGGCAGAGGCUGCUGCGGUAUAUAAGGAAAAUUAAGGGCAAAAAGUGUGCAUUUACGGUGUAGCGUCUGCAGGAGUAGGUCGUCCUCUGGUUGCGACUGUGCCACACCAUGAAGAUGUAUCUCAUGCUUCUCGUGGCCACGAGCGGCCUGGUGUUGGCUGACGUCGGCAUCGGCAAAGGUGGACAUGGAGGUGGACACGGAUUCGGUGGCGGACAUGGAGGCGGACAUGGAGGUGGCAUCUCCUCUUCCUACGGCGCUCCUCCUCCUACUUCUUACGGACCACCACCUUCCCCUUCAUAUGGACCUCCCCCAAAGGCACCCUCCCCCUCUUAUGGACCACCGCCCACGGCAUAUGGUCCUCCACCCAAGGCACCCUCCCACUCCUACGGGCCGCCACCGAUUAACUACGGUCAUCCUCCACAAUUGUACUACUACGUGUCCAGGCCAAACCAAGGAAAGGGCAAAGGCAAGGGCAAAGGUGGAUUCAGUAUGAGCUCCCUCUUCAAGGCUGGUGAUAAUGCUAUCAAGGGUAUGAAGGGAGCCAUCUCCAAAGCUGGAGAUUAUGCUCUGAAGGGCAUGAAAGAUACUCUCUCCAAAGCCGGCGAUUAUGCUGUCAAAGGUAUGAAGGAUGCCUUCGAUGCUGGAGACUAUGCCAUCAAGGGCAUGAAGGCAGGUUUUGACAAGAUGAAUGGAGCUAUCAAGGGCGGCCUGUAUGACCUGGGAAGCAAGUUUUCCAAGUUUACCAAGGGAGGCAAAGGUGGUGAUGACGAGGACUACUACUACUUUUAUGUUCCUGCUGCUCCCACCUAUGGCCAUGCUCCCUCUCCCAGCUAUGGUCCUCCCCCUGCUAGUUAUGGCCCUCCUCCUGCCAGCUAUGGUCCUCCUCCUGCCAGCUAUGGCCCUCCCCCAACCAAUUAUGGCCCUCCACCAACCAGCUAUGGUCCUCCCCCAACCAGCUAUGGUCCUCCCCCAACCAGCUAUGGCCCACCACCUAAGGCUCACCAUGGUGGUGGAGGUCAUGGUGGUGGAGGUCAUGGUGGUGGUGGUCUCACAACAUAUGGUGCCCCCAAGCCUGACGACAUUGUCAUCUCUGGUACUGGAUAUGGCGCUCCACCAGUCCACACCCCUUCUUCAAGCUACGGUGCUCCCUCUCCCACAGGACAUGGGCACUAAGGCACAGGAGGAGAAGGUUUCACUAGUACGAUAAAAGUGCAAGUGGAUCAAAUUUAUGUCAAAUGCCUGAACGGUGCUCAAUGUGAACCCUGUCUGGCUGCCACCAAGCUCUGUUAUCACGUGCCAGAGACCUUAUGCCGUCACCAGAUGCCAGCAAGCAAAUGUUGCAAGAUCAAAAGAAAAAUAAUGAGUAAACAAGAUGUAAAAGAUGAGGAAUCUGUAACAUUUUUGUUUUCAUUUUGUGAGAUGAGGUAAAAUCCAGAAAACACUUAGGCAUGUUGAAUUUGUGUUGAACAACCAUGCACUAAGAAAAAGUUAAUUUAGUUCAUUAAAAAGUAUAAACCAGUAACAAAAAUGUAUGCACAGUAACUCACAAAAUCAGCAAUACAUCACAACCACAAUUGCUUCACUUCCUUUGCUGGGUCAUUACCUCGACGUCUGUCCCUGACACUUGAUGAACUAACGUAAUUUAAUGCUUUUUAUCAACUCUCUAGGCCAAUGUGCCAUUAAGGGUUGACUUGUAAAUAUAUCAUGUAACUGUUCAAUACCACUAAUGCUUCCCUCGUUGAAAGUGUCACCUUCUAUGGCUCCAAUGAGACGUAAAGACGCUAAAAUAAGCCGAAAAUGAGCGAACUGGGCAGCCAUCAUUGCAGUUUACAAGUUCUCUUAACUUGGCAUUGUUUUAGUAAAUAGUAAUUGAACCAGUAUUACACUUAAGAAACAUUUUUUCAGGAUGUGUUUUUGCACCACUUUGAACUUUUAUGAGUUUAUGGAAUGGUGCAAGUCUCAUCACAGCUCAUUUUCCUGUACACUUAAUCCAACAUCUCAACUUUAAUAUUCACCCUCUGUGACCUGCAAUCCCUCCAUGGAUACAUGCACACAUUCCAAUGCAGUUGUUGCCACUCCCUCCAAAACCAAAACUAUAAAUUAAUAACACAAAUGUAAUCAAAGUCAGCCCUUUGUGCCCAGCUGCAUUGACAAAUAAGAGCAGUAAAUAAGGACCCAUGCUACCCUGUAGCCUACUAUUAAUUUUCUGCUGCCAGAGGGAGUGCUGACUACUUCUGACUUCUCUGAACAUCCAUUCAGUAUUUAUUCUGUUGUUUACCUCUGUGUCAUUGUUUAAUCUAUAUUAAAAAAAAUCAUCAAUUAUACCAAAGUAAACAAUUUCUUUAUUAAACUACAGACACUCUCAGGUGCAUUCCAUGUAUCACCCUUUUUUCCUCCCCUGAGCAUUGGGUUACAGUGCUAAUGUCAUACUCAGUUCAUAUUGAGGCUUCAUUCAUCCUCAGUGUCUGAGUUCCUUGCCUCUGGGGAAUGCAGUCUUGAGGGCUUAUUAAGUAGAGAAGAAAGACGAAGUUGUACUUAAUUAACAAACGGGUGAGACAAAGAAUCUGGAAGGAGGGAAAUUGUUGGAAUUAGCUUGUAAGAUAAUUUUAGUCAGUCACUGCUCCGUUACCCCUAAGCUGUUUUCCUUGCUUUUUUUUUUCUUUAAUAAUUUCCAGAGUUAGCAAAAGUAUCCUACUCUCCAUUUGAAUCACUGCUGUAGGCUAACAAUUUUCGCCCUGACAUACAUAUCUGUACUGGAAUUCAAAACUCAUUCAAUACCAAAGAUGUUACCAGAAUUUAUUAUUUUUUAUUGUUGUUGUUGCUGAGCAUGUUGUGCCAAGCUGGGAAGCUGCUAAAUAUUGCUGAUAUACAUACAGAAGAUAUAUUAAGAAAAAAAGAAAAAAAGGUAUAUAUAUAUAUAUAUAUAUAUAUAUAUAUAUAUAUAUAUAUAUAUAUAUAUAUAUAUAUAUAUAUAUAUAUAUAUAUAUAUAUAUAUAUACACAAAAACAUGAUACUGGAAUUGUAAGAAAUAAAGGUUGCAAAAUCUUGAAUCUUUGGCUUGUGCAGUGAGCAACUAUCACCACUGCUUCAUAUAGAUAAAGAAACAAUAUUCAGUUUAUACACUUUCUUCUUAAGUGAUUUUUCUUUGUGCUUAACUACAUAAAUAAAAAUCCAGUGGCACUCUAUAUAGUGAUGUGAGAAGCUUGUUUACUGUCUUUUUUGCUGAUUGCCCAAAUUCAUGUACUGGAUCAUUGUUCCCAUGUAUAUUAUAUGUAGUCUGAACACAUCUCCAUACCCUGCCUGGCUGUCCUACAAUAUCCUUGCCCUCUCACAGAAAUUCAAGAUAGAUCUAACAUGUACAGUUUUCUUAAGAACAAAUUCAUACAUAAUUUGUAAUGUAUGUACAUGAUUCUGGAUAUAAUUUCAAUCACUACUGCUUAAAAAGUCAUGAAUGUCCAAUGAAUUAUCAUGAACAUGAACACAAUUUUUAAGAAUAAUAUAUAUAUCACACGGAGAGCGAGAGAUGCCUCACUCUAGUCUACAGUGCAGCUGUGCUUAGGAGGCAUGGAUUCCUAUGCACAAAACAUUAUCAAACAGUUCUAAACAGAAAGUAGAAGAGUGGAAAUAUAGAAUGUGUUAGACACAUCCAGCAAAAGAUAGGGAGGAUAUAAUAAGCUAUGUAUGCUGUAUCGAAGGUGUUUGGAAAUGUUUUGAAACAUUAGAAAAAUAAAACUCUUUCUUGAACUCAGCCCUGGGCACAGAAGAACCCUGACCCAUUAUUCUUAAGGACAGGAUAUUCUUGGAUAAAAACCAGUAUGUAUUGCCAAACUUUCAUGUGCCACAGUAAAUUAAAAAGAGUAUGUGUCAGCCAUUAUAUCAUGGAGAUAUACUGUACAAGAGCUCCCCAGAAGGGUGAAGUGUCUGGCCAGCCUGCAGGGAAAGAAACAUCACUUCUGAGCCACACACACGAUGCUGUGUAUUUCUCUAAUGUCUUAGAAAAUACUUAAAGGAAUAAUUUAAGGGUGGUUUGCAAUGGACAUAGAGCAGACCUUAGAACGCCUCAGAAAGCUCAGUCUGGUUGUUUGGAAAUGUUGUAUGACUGGAGGAAUAAGUAGCAUUUUGUAUGUGACUGCAAAUACUGUCUUCCAUAUUGCUAGUAUGUUGUGCCUUUGUAAAUAAUUACUCAAAACUACCUGUCAAUAGUUAUUAUAUUUUUUUUCUUUUUUUUUUUUUUCAUGCAACAAACUCCAUUUCACUUUUCAUUGUACAUUUUAAGGAAUGUUCUGUUAAGGUUUGAAUCAUCUACCUGUAUAUUCUGGUUUAAGUGAUAGAGUAUGGAUGAUGGCUUACAUUCAUCCUUAAGAGACCUGGGCUGAUAACAAGAAUGAUUCUGUUGUACUUAUAUGGAUUCAGAAAUUUCUUACAUUAAUAAAUGAAAUACAUAAAUAAAAAGUUAAGUACAUAAAGAAACUCAUAGUACUUUAUAUGUAUAUUCAGAUGAUUUGUGACUGGCAGUGUUUGAUUGGAAAAAAAAUUAAAUAAGCCAGAUUAAAUAAAAAUAUUGAAAAAUAAACCCCCAUCAAGAUCAGUGGUAACAAUCAGUCCAGCUCUCUUUAGGUUAAUGUAACUGAGAAAAUAAGCAUGUGGGACACAGUCACAGCCCUCUCUGAGGAUGCGGCAGACUAGCUGACAUGCUCAUGAAUAAAAAAACAAGACAAUGA